UUCAGAGUCAUCUCCAUCUUCUAGCCCUGCAUGGGUUCAUGUGACUUUCACUUCACCACAACAACUUUCCCCAGACAUACUAGGAGGAGGGAGGCUCAACAAGUGGUCCUCCAAGCAUCUGUCAGAAGAACAACGAUGCACUUAGUUUUCUUAUGGUAUGGAGUGGAUCUUUAAGAUAAUAGUGUGAAAAUUCUAAGUGGGGUUGGUGGUGUAGACUGUAGAAUAAUCACAUUUGCCAGGUCUCUUUGAGAUGGGCGUCGUUACAGUUGCUGAAUUGAAGCCUAGUAUUUCAGGGAAGAGGUCCUUUCGUCCAAAUUCAAGCAUAAGGCAUGCCACUGAAUGGCCAAUCUCUGAUGUCUCUAGCGACCUCACCAUUGAAGUUGGAACAUCAAGCUUUGCACUCCACAAGUUUCCUCUAGUUUCUAGAAGUGGAAAAAUUCGGAAACUGUUGUUAGAAGCAAAGGAUUCAAAGGUUUCGCGGAUAAGUCUCCCAAUUGUGCCAGGUGGAGCGGAGGCGUUUGAGCUUGCUGCUAAGUUCUGCUAUGGAAUUAAUGUCGAGUUCACUCUCUCAAACAUCGCUAUGCUACGUUGUGUUGCCCUUUUUCUGGAAAUGACUGAAGAAUAUGCUGAGAAAAACUUGGAGACUCGAGCUGAAGCAUAUCUAAAGGAGACAGUGCUGCCAAACAUUUCAAGCUCAAUAUCUGUUCUUCAUCGUUGUGAAGUACUUUUGCCUAUAUCGGAAGAGAUCAACCUUGUUAGCAGGUUAAUCAAUGCAAUAGCAAAUAAUGCCUGCAAAGAGCAGCUCACCUCUGGCUUGCUAAAACUUGACCACAAUUUUCCUUCUAAAACCAUCUCAAGCAUGGAACCAGAAACACCCUCAGAUUGGUGGGGAAAAUCUCUCAAUGCUCUUAACCUCGAUUUCUUCCAACGAGUCCUUUCUGCAAUGAAAUCAAAGGGACUAAAACAGGACAUGAUCAGCAAGAUUCUGAUAAACUAUGCACAUAAUUCUCUUCAGGGGAUUAUUGUUAGGGACCCUAAAGUGGUGAAAGGAAGUUCAUUGGACUUGGAAUUGCAGAAGAAACAAAGGGUCAUUGUUGAAGCCAUAGUUGGUUUACUUCCAACUCAGUCAAGGAAGAGUCCAGUUCCGAUGGCAUUUCUAUCAAGUUUGCUGAAAGCUGCAAUAGCAGCAUCAGCAUCUACUUCUUGUAGGUCUGAUCUGGAGAGGAGGAUGGGUCUUCAACUUGAUCAGGCCAUUCUUGAAGACAUCCUAAUUCCUGCCACCUCAAGUUUGAAUUCCCACUGUACAAUGUAUGACACUGAUUCAAUUCUGAGGAUCUUUUCCAUUUUUCUAAACUUGGAUGAGGAAGACGAGGAUGAUAGUCACUUGAGAGAUGAGAGUGAGAUGGUAUAUGACUUUUAUAGCCCCGGAUCUCCAAAACAAAGCUCAAUUCUGAAGGUGUCCAAGUUGUUAGACAAUUAUCUUGCUGAAAUAGCAUUAGACUCAAAUUUAUUGCCGUCGAAGUUCAUAGCACUAGCAGAAUUACUCCCAGAUCAUGCGCGUAUUGUAAGCGAUGGACUCUAUAGAGCUGUUGAUAUCUUCCUAAAGGUUCAUCCAAACAUGAAAGACUCAGAGCGCUACCGGCUUUGCAAAACCAUUGACUGCCAAAAACUGUCCCAAGAAGCUUGCAGCCAUGCAGCUCAGAAUGAAAGGCUUCCAGUGCAAAUGGCAGUCCAAGUUUUGUACUUUGAGCAAAUAAGGCUAAGAAACGCCAUGAAUGGGGGACACAACCAGUUAUUCUUUGCAGGUUUCAAUGGUCAGUUUCCUCAACGUUCAGGAAGUGGUGCUGCAAGUGGAGCCAUUUCCCCAAGAGAUAACUAUGCAUCAGUGAGAAGAGAGAACAGAGAGCUGAAGCUUGAAGUUGCAAGAAUGAGAAUGAGACUGACUGACUUGGAGAAAGAUCACGUGUCCAUGAAGCAAGAGCUUGUGAGGUCUCAUCCUGCCAAUAAGCUAUUCAAGUCAUUUACAAAAAAGCUUAGCAAGCUCAAUGCGUUGUUUCGGAUGAACAAUAUUAAGCCGAUUGGAGCGAAAGCUAGCGCUGACAAUCGAUUUCCUUUUCAAAAGAGAAGGCGUCACUCAGUUUCAUGAUCAUGAAUGUAUAAUAUAAAUAUGUAUGUCAGAAUUGAUGUAUAGUAUGCGUAGCGUGAUUUCGUGUUUAUUUUCCA
This is a messenger RNA of Prosopis cineraria, 2223 nucleotides long. Its product is annotated as BTB/POZ domain-containing protein At1g03010. Lineage: Eukaryota; Viridiplantae; Streptophyta; Magnoliopsida; Fabales; Fabaceae. Gene Ontology annotation, molecular function: protein binding. The record is from RefSeq and is a predicted model, not a curated record. The transcript has 4 exons. Bases 251 to 2146 code for a protein of 631 amino acids.